CUCCCCCUAAUGACUGUAUCUGUGUUUACCUCAUCAGUUCUUUCCUCAUACCCACUCUCCUGCAGCCUUGUGGCAGAGAUUCUUUGUGCUCUGUUUCUCUUGCCUCCUUUCACUCUGUCCUUUAUUGCUUGUGUUCAGAGAACUGUAAAUGGCUCCAUUUUGUGUAGCAUGUAGGGGGAUGGUUGGAGAUGAGGGUGGGAAGGUGGUUCGAUGCCACAGCUCAGAGGACUUGAGAAGUUAGGGAGAUGCAUGAUUAAGCAGGUUUCUGUAUGGGUUAUGAGGUCAUAGUGUUAAUCUGAAUAUAUUGUGUGGCCUGGAUUAAAACGGAGAGAAGAGGUGGCAGGGAGUCAGCAUAGUGAAGGAGGCCCAAUUUGGGGAGGUGAUGGAGGACGAGGAGAAGGCAGUGGACACCUUGGUGAGCAACAUGGGAGCUGCUCAUUCUCCAUCCCCCAUCCGCUGCUGCUGGCUCCGCCUCCGCUACUUGGCAGCUACUAGCAUUAUCUGUGGCUGCUCUUGCCUGGGAGUCGUGGCCCUUGUGUUUGCCAUCAAGGCGGAAGAGCGGCAUAAGGCAGGCCGGUUCGAGGAGGCAGUGCACUGGGGGGCCCGGGCCCGGAACUUCAUCCUGGCCAGCUUUGCCGUCUGGCUUGCUGUCCUCAUUCUGGGCCCCCUGCUUCUGUGGCUGCUCUCCUACGCCAUCGCCCAGGCUGAGUGACCCUGGGUGGCCUCUGCUGAGAGUCAGCGAGACCUCCUGGAUCCUGCAGUGCGGCAUUGCUAGGGUCUGAGGCCGGCAGUGGUCCUUCCUGGCUGGAAGGAUGGUGCCUCUCUCAAAGGUCUUUGGAAGAGCUCUUCUAGACCUUUCUAAAAGGAGGCAGCAGCUGAAACUGUUGAGGGGAGGCCAGCCUGCUCUGUUCUUUCAGUGCCCACCAUCCCCUAUUUCCCCCAGCCUACUACAUCCUAGGGGCCUCAACCCAGAGGUGGGGUUGAAGACCAGGCCUGAUUUUAUUAGAAUUUGUUUUGUAAUAAAAAUCUUUUUUAGUGGUGAAA
Messenger RNA from Zalophus californianus (California sea lion), 1044 nucleotides. It is a transcript of the gene TMEM265, whose product is annotated as transmembrane protein 265. The record is from RefSeq and is a predicted model, not a curated record. Gene Ontology annotation, cellular component: membrane. The transcript has 3 exons. Lineage: Eukaryota; Metazoa; Chordata; Mammalia; Carnivora; Otariidae. Bases 383 to 712 code for a protein of 109 amino acids.